Molecule: messenger RNA, 950 nt
Organism: Trichobilharzia szidati
Lineage: Eukaryota; Metazoa; Platyhelminthes; Trematoda; Strigeidida; Schistosomatidae
Source: the annotation of a GenBank genome assembly
AUUGCGGACAGCAUUGUGAAACUUCAAAAAAUGACAUCAGAUGAAAUUUCCGACGGUUAUUUCUUCUUAUCAGUCACUGGACAAAUCGAAAAGGCGGAUUUUCCAUUACAUGAUUACAUCUGGUGCAAGUACUGUUUCGUAUAUGGUCAAGACUGGAUUAAAGUUGCAGUAAGGUGUUUACAAGGAAUAAUCCAAUAUUAGGGAGUAGAUGAAGGGAUGACACAGACUUCCAUCAAGGGCUUCGGGUGUAAUCAACAGAAUAAUUUGAAUUUCCCCAUUGAUAUUUCUUGGAAAUCUACAAACCCUUUUGGUUGUAUGUUAUUAUGCGCCAUUCUCAUAAAAAAUUUAAAGGGCCGCAGAUAGUUCUUCACGCUUAUGGCGUUGAUGUCUUUGGAAAAGACGUUAUUAGAGGAUACGGAGCAGUGCACAUUCCAAUGAAAAUUGGUAGCCACAGAAGAAGAGUGGCCAUGUUUGUGCCACAGUCAUCUUCAAAACUGAUGAAGCUGAACGCUUGGUUGACAGGGAAAAGACCAGAAUUCCUUAAUCCAAAAGUUAUAGCCAGUGGUGAUGGUCGUGGAGUAACAAAGGUACAAACUCAAGGAUUUGUAGAUAUUGUAUUCAAUAUUGCUCUGAAGAAUCUACAAAAUUUGGGUUAUACAAAUGAUAAGAAUAGAGAGAGCCUGCAAGAGGAUUUGUUGAUGUUAGUCAAUACGGAUCCAGUUUAAUGGGAGAUGAAUGCUGCCAGAUGCUAACCCGUGAUUAAUACUUCGGCUUCUGUUUUUUGAUAAUUUUAAUAGUAUAAACCCUUAAAUAACGAAAGGCUUCAUACUUGUUUAAGUCAUCUGUUUAUACUUUGUUGUUUUGUAUUUAUAAUGUUUGAAAUAUCUGUAUUUUCUGGUUUAUACUGAGAGCCAUUUAUUCAAUUUAUAUGAAUAAACAUUGAUUGAGGG